This is a messenger RNA of Oncorhynchus nerka (sockeye salmon), 5040 nucleotides long. RefSeq names its product phosphodiesterase 10A (gene pde10a). Gene Ontology annotation, molecular function: 3',5'-cGMP-stimulated cyclic-nucleotide phosphodiesterase activity; protein binding. The record is from RefSeq and is a predicted model, not a curated record. Lineage: Eukaryota; Metazoa; Chordata; Actinopteri; Salmoniformes; Salmonidae. Gene Ontology annotation, biological process: negative regulation of receptor guanylyl cyclase signaling pathway; signal transduction. The coding region runs from base 370 to 2841 and encodes 823 amino acids. The transcript is spliced from 22 exons.
CAUGCACAUUCACGGUUUAACUGCUGCCACGGCGAGGAGAGGAGGCGGUUCAACCGAUGUUUAGCUACACCUCGUAAGGCAAGGGAGUGGGCAGACCCUGUACCGUCGCUGCUCUCGCCUCUACCGUGUACCGUAGGCUACUGUGCUCAUCACGGAUCACGCACUGCUUACGGCCGUGCGUUACGGCCGUGCGGCCCCCCCCCCAGCUCGGUUGGCUAGUGGUAUUGUAGGACCUAUAAUCUCCAGGCAAUCUGGAUCAACCUUUCCAGUUCCGGUAACGAACAGCGGCAGUUUGAGCAGAGAAGCACAGCCCCCUGGUUUCUCUCCGUAGCGUGUCCCUCCUUGCGCUCUGCUCUCUCACAGGCAGACAUGGAUGAUGGUCCGUCUUCGACAAGCUGUUUUCGAAGGAUAACGGACUGUUUUCUGGGCCCAAGUCUGACGGAUGACAAAGUGAAGGCCUACCUCUCCCUUCACCCUCAGAUGCUGGAUGAGUUUGUAUCGGAGAGCGUGAGUUCAGAGACACUGGACAGAUGGCACAAGAGGAAGAGCAGCGGAAGCCUGCCUGCAGAUGACACGUCAUCAGGCAGUAGGUACCAGGACAGUAACAUGCAGAACGUGGUACACGACCUCACCAGUUACCUGGAACAGCGGCUGGACCCCGGAGGAGACAACAAGCUUCUAUUCUAUGACUUGUGCACCAUCAUCAAAGCAGCCACGAAAGCAGACGGAUUUGCACUUUACCACUUGGGAGAAUGCAACAAUAGCUUGUGUUUGUUUAAACCGGCGGGGGCUAAGGACGGUCCUCCCACCUUCAUCCCAGCUGGUCCCAUCACGUUUGGCACCACCAUCGCCGCUCAUGUCGCCACAACACGCAAAAUACUGCUAGUAGAGGACAUCACAGGGGACGAGCGUUUCCCUGAAGGCACAGGUCAGGACUCAGACUCAGGGAUUCAUGUUCACUCUGUCCUGUGCCUCCCCAUCCUCACGGCCAUCGGUGACCUCAUAGCUAUCCUGGAGCUGCAUCGGCACAGAGGCCACGAGCCUUUCAAUAUCAGCAACCAGGAGGUUGCGACGGCGAGUUUAGCAUGGGCAUCUGUAGCUAUUCACCAAGUACAGGUGUGCAGAGGCCUAGCCAAACAGACCGAGCUCAAUGACUUCCUGCUAGAUGUGUCAAAAACGUACUUUGACAACAUUAUGGCAAUAGAUUCUCUACUUGAACACAUAAUGAUAUAUGCAAAAAACCUGGUGAAUGCGGACAGGUGUGCCCUGUUCCAGGUGGACCACAAUAACAAUGAACUGUACUCAGACCUGUUCGACAUCGGGGAGGAGAACGAGGGCAAACCUGUCUUCAGGAAAACCAAAGAGAUUAGGUUUUCUAUAGAGAAAGGUAUAGCGGGCCAAGUGGCACGGACGGGGGAGGUCCUUAACAUCCCAGACGCCUAUGCAGACCCACGCUUUAAUAGAGAGGUAGACCUCUAUACGGGCUACACCACGCGGAACAUCCUAUGCAUGCCCAUCGUUUCCAGGGGGACCGUAAUAGGGGUCGUACAGAUGGUUAACAAGCUGAGUGGAAGUGCCUUCACCAAAACAGACGAGAACAACUUCAAGAUGUUCGCCGUCUUCUGUGCUCUAGCCUUGCACUGUGCCAAUAUGUACCACCGGAUCAGGCACUCUGAGUGUAUCUACAGGGUAACCAUGGAGAAGUUGUCCUACCAUAGUAUCUGUACUUCAGAGGAGUGGAAGACCCUCACGAAGCUGGACCUUCCUACACCCCUAUACAAAGAGAUAGAACUGUUUCAUUUUGACAUUAGUCAGUUUGAGGAGCUGUGGCCAGCUGUCUUUGUUUACAUGGUCCACAACUCAUGUGGAGAGACCAGUUUUGAGCUGGAGAAGUUGUGCAGGUUCACUAUGUCUGUGAGGAAGAAUUAUCGGCGUGUUCCCUACCACAACUGGAAACAUGCGGUGAACGUGGCUCACUGUAUGUACGCCAUACUGCAGAAGACCACCGGCAUCUUCACUGAGAUAGAGAAGAAGGGUCUGCUGAUAGCCUGUCUCUGUCAUGAUCUGGACCAUCGAGGAUACAGUAACACCUACCUGCAGAAGUUUGACCAUCCUCUAGCUGCCCUGUACAGCACGUCUACAAUGGAGCAGCACCACUUCUCCCAGACUGUAUCCAUCCUGCAGCUGGAAGGGCACAAUGUUUUCUCCAACCUGACUUCCAGUGAGUACGAGCAGGUGUUAGAGAUCAUCCGCAAGGCCAUCAUCGCUACAGAUCUGGCGCUCUACUUCGGCAACCGCAAACAGCUAGCUGAGCUACUGACCACGGAGGCACUGGACCUAGACAACCACCAACACAGGGACCGUGUGAUUGGUCUGAUGAUGACAGCAUGUGACCUGUGUUCCGUUACCAAGCUGUGGCCAAUCACACGACUCACGGCUAAUGACAUCUACGCUGAGUUCUGGGCCGAGGGGGAUGAGAUGAAGAAGAUAGGUAUACAGCCCAUCCCUAUGAUGGACAGAGAUAAGAAGGAAGAGGUUCCUCAGGGGCAGGUGGGGUUCUACAAUGCUGUUGCACUCCCAUGUUAUACCACCUUAUCUGAGCUCUUCCCCCCUUCCAGCCCUCUUCUACAAGCCUGCAAGGAGAACCUUGGUCAGUGGGAGAAGAUAGUAAAUGGAGAGGAGGAGGACAGUGGAGUGAGAGGAGUGUGGGCUCCGUCAGAGCCUGUUGACCCCAGGGCAGAGCCUGUUGACCCCAGGGCAGAGCCUGUUGAUCGCAGGGUAGAGCCCAGCACUGAGGAACCAUCGAACCACGACUCAGGCCCUGUGAAGGUGGACAACUGACUGGCAGUGAAGCCGCGGCUCGCCCUCACUACUUCACAAGUCAAUACGCCCUCAACACAUCCCCUGCCAUUAACAGGGACUACUUCCUGUCUGAACUGUUAGAGAGCCUCACUUCAUGCUGAAACAGGAAGGAGGGGGACACAUGCGUAGGGACUAGGGAAGGUGAUUGGUGGAUUUCACAAACAAGGGGAUUCUUUUCAGGACCACACAGUUACCUCAUUGGGUGAGGGAGGUGAGGAGUCAAACCCGACAGUGUUCAUUGCUCCGUAGACACGCGGAUGGACGGCUGGAGGACAGCGGGCUCUUGUUCAUUAGGCACGAAACGGAAGCUAACGGGCUGAAACACGGAGGAACUACCUGGACUUGUCCUUGAGGUGGGGACUCACCUGAUCAACUCCACUGCUCGGGAACCAAUUCAUACCGAUCCAAAUGGAUCCGUAUGUCUGUGGUGUUGGUUUUUUUGGUCUGUUUUAGUUGGUUUGUUUUUAAUAGAUUUAAAUUGUGGCUGGUUUGUUUUAUGUUCCGGUCUUGUGAUUUGCAGAGGCCUUAGUCUUUACACUCUAAUCCUUUAAAAAAGGUCAGGAGGUGUGAAAUCUUGACUGUUUUUUUUUGUCGUUUCAGACUUUAUGAAUGUGUCUGAAAUGGCACCCUAAUCCACUACAUAGUGCACUACUUUUGACCGUAGCAAUAUGGGCCCUGUUCAAAAGUAGUGCACUGUAUUGGUACUGUUUGUUUGCCUGCAGCGGUAGACUGACUAACUUAUCGCAAGCAGAACUACAUGGGAGGAGGUGGUUGGCUCUCAAAGAGAGACGGAAAGAAUGUUUAUUAGCAUGUUGCAACGAAUGUUCUAGAAUGUUUUCUGGCACUUUGAGCAACAAAGUGUUUUUGCAGUACUUGUUUUUGCAGUACUUUUGCAGUACUUGAAUGAAGACAUGUCGAGAAAAAACAAAACAUACAGUCCUAGUCUAUUCUAUUCAGAAACAGCGUCUUGUGUAAAGCACAGACAGACAAAGUUAGUGUGACCAACAGGGCUGAGUUAGAUCAUGUCAACAUUUAACACAAGUCGUGUCACACGAGGGUCACAAUGUUCUAUGCAGAAAUAGCACCCAACACCCAGGCAGACCUGAGUUCAAACAUUUUUUGAAAUAAUUUCAAAUACUUCAUCUGGGCUUGAUUGAGCUUGCCUGGCACAAUAAAACAAUUAGAAGAGUUGCAAGUGUAAAUCCUGCCCAUCUGGUAAUAUAUGCAGACUAAAGCAAUUGCUAAAAGUAUUUGAAAGAUUUCCAAUAGUAUUUAAACCUACCAGGUCUGCAUCUCGCCACCCCGAUACUUGCCACAAUCAGUCUUUUAGGUUCUAUAACCCAGAAUCUUGGGCAAUCAGUCUUUUAGGUUCUAGAACCCAGAGCUUUAGGCAAUCAGUCUUUUAGGUUCUAGAACCCAGAAUCUUGGGCAAUCAGUCUUUUAGGUUCUAGAACCCAGAAUCUUGGGCAAUCAAUCUUUUAGGUUCUAGAACCCAGAACCUUGGGCAAUCAGUCUGUUUUUGAGCUCUAGUUGUAGACUGGUCUCAGAUCUGUUUGUGCGGUCUUACCAACUAGAACAGCUCCUGAGUCAAGUCCAAUGGUACAUUGAUUCUCUGUACUGCGUUCAUAGCACACCAAGGCACAGGACAAACACGCACAUUGCUACAACGUUGAUUUAAAAGGAAUAGAUAUUGAUUGAUAGCCAGAACAUUAUGUCAAGACAGCAGCCAUAAGGAAUACUCUAUAGGGUUGCACAUUUUCCUUAACUUUCCCAAAAUUCCCCCGUUUUCCAGAAAUCUUGGUUGAAAGACUCUUGGAAUAACGAGGGGAUAAGGAGGAAAUCAAGGAAUCCGUCAACCAGGAUUUCUGGGAAAGUUUCUGGGAAAGUUACCACGAUUAAUACAGUAUCGUUUAUCAUUUGAAAACAUUGAUUUUUGUGAGUAAUACUAUAUACCUCAAUUAAUCUAAUAUCGACAGUAAAUUUUCUUUGAUAUUUUUCUUACCAUUUCCAGUUGUAUUCAUAAAACGUUUGAGGUAUAUGUAUGAUAAUCGGCCCGUAGCAUUGUCACUUGCUUGUUCUAUCCAAACGGUCUCCUUGCUCCCUGUGCGCCUCUGCCACAUGUGCUGGAGCCCCUGAAGUGCUGGAGCAUGUCCAUGUCACAUAAACAACAAAAGCCGG